AUGCCAAGCUUGCCUGGUGCAUGGCUGGUGACCAACACCAUCGGUGGCCGUGCCGAGCUCGCAUGGCGCGUGGCCGCUCUCCCUCUCCCCACAGCGCUGAAGGUGCAGCUGGACACCAAGCUCUUUGGGCAGCACCUGGCCAAGGACGUGGUGCUGAAGGCGGUGAUGGGCUUCAGCAGCAACGCCAGCCCCAAGAAGCCGCUGACGCUCUCGCUCCACGGCUGGGCCGGCACCGGCAAGAACUUCCUCAGCCAGAUCCUGGCGGAGCAGGUCCACCCCGCUGGCCUGCGCAGCAAGUUUGUCCAUCUCUUCCUGGCCACCCUGCACUUCCCCCACCACGACCAACUCGGGCUCUACAAGGAACAGCUGCAGAACUGGAUUCGGGGCAACGUCAGUGCCUGUCCCCACUCCGUCUUCAUUUUUGAUGAGAUGGACAAAAUGCACCCGGGUCUCAUUGAUGCCAUCAAGCCGUUCUUAGAUUAUUACGAGCAGGUUGAUGGGGUGUCCUACAGGAAAGCCAUCUUCAUCUUCCUCAGCAAUGCAGGUGGUGACUUAAUUAAUAAAGCAGCUCUUGAGUUCUGGACGAGUGGAAAGCGCAGGGAAGAGAUUCAGCUGAAAGACCUGGAGCCCAUGCUAUCCGUAGGCGUCUUCAAUAACAAGAAUAGUGGACUGUGGCACAGCAGCCUCAUCGACAGGAACCUCAUUGACUACUUUGUCCCCUUCCUGCCCCUGGAGCACAAGCACGUGAAGAUGUGCAUCAGGGCUGAAAUGGUAGCCCGUGGCUACGCUGUCGAUGAGAAGGUGGUUCAAGCAGUGGCUGAUGAGAUGACGUUCUUCCCAAGAGAGCAGCAAAUCUACUCUGAUAAAGGCUGCAAGACUGUACAGGCCAAGCUGGAUUUUCACCAAGACGUUGCGAUGAGAGAUACGAAAGCCAAGGGUUGA
Messenger RNA from Fulmarus glacialis (Northern fulmar), 942 nucleotides. Its product is annotated as torsin-1A-like. The record is from RefSeq and is a predicted model, not a curated record. The transcript has 5 exons. Bases 1 to 942 code for a protein of 313 amino acids. Gene Ontology annotation, cellular component: endoplasmic reticulum lumen; nuclear envelope; endoplasmic reticulum. NCBI's taxonomy places the organism in Eukaryota, Metazoa, Chordata, Aves, Procellariiformes, Procellariidae. Gene Ontology annotation, biological process: nuclear membrane organization; protein localization to nucleus. Gene Ontology annotation, molecular function: kinesin binding; ATP hydrolysis activity; ATP binding.